ACUGGAUAUACAAUUAUCUUUUACUCCUUUCUGACUUUUAUUUAGACCACACUAUCCUUGUGAGCACCAUUGGUCAAUCCAUCUUCUCUGAGAUUAAACAGCAUUUGUAAUUUUUUAUGAAAUCAAAAUUGUUUGACAUCACAUUUAAUCUGUAGAAAGUUUUAACUGGAUGGUGCAUCAUGUGGUCUUUUUAUUGCCUUGCUUAUUGCACAUGUUGGAAAUCUAUAACUUUUUUAAAACAUGUUGCCUUGGCUUGCUGCACACAGAUGAUAUCUGUUUUAAACUCCUGAACGAUCUUCUUUAAUCCAAGCAUAUGCAAUCUUUUUACUUUUAAUAUUUUUGAUUUUUGUUUCAAUAUGAUAGUCUCAAUGUUUAUAUACAGUCUCCCUCAUUCCCACCUCCAAACUGUUCAGUAUUUGAAGCUCACCUGUUUCAUACUCAUACUACAUGCUGUUGAUAAUAAAACAUGACUGUAUCUGUAGAUUACAUACAUAUACUUAGAUAAUAAAAUAACUGGAAAUGAAGAGGAAGAGAGAUCAACGUCUUCUAGUUUUCUUUUAGCUUCUGUUGUAAUAUAGAAUCAUACCAAACGAGGGCGCUGUAGACCAUGACACACUGAUUGGAUUUCUGCGACCAUACCCUCAGAAAACGUGAUGAUGUGUAUUAAGCUGUGACACAAAGAGACGCAGACGCACAGAGAAAACAACAUAGGACAUGAGCCACACCGUGGAUGAUUUCGAAGGAGAGGAAGGACACUUGCUGGGAUUUUUAUCUUGUUUUUAAUCCAGUCCGAUCAUGUCUUCAGCUCAAAACAAGAACAUGUUGGAAUUUAUCUCAUUUUUAUUGUUCGGCUUUUGCUGGACAGUUGUCUCCGCCCAGCUCUCAUACUCCACAUCAGAGGAGGUAAAUCCGGGGACCGCUGUGGGAAAUAUCGCCAAAGAUUUAAACAUCCCCGUGCACGAGCUGGAAUCUCGUCAGUUUCAAAUGGUGACAGGUGCAAAGAGGAAACAUUUCGAUGUGAAUCUAAAAACCGGUGUUCUCUUUGUAAGUGAAAGGAUCGACAGAGAGGAGCUCUGUGCAAAAGCAGCUAAAUGCGCAGUGAGUGUGGAAGCGGUGAUAAACGCUCCGUUAAAGCUUUACCGUCUGGAUGUAAAUAUUUUAGAUGUUAAUGACAAUUAUCCAGCUUUCACCACUAAAUCUCAAAACAUCGAAAUAGCAGAAAGCACACUACCAGGGACUAAAUUUCUUGUGUUAUCCGCUUAUGACGCUGAUGUAGGAAAAAACGAUAUCAGCUCUUACAAGCUGAGUACAAAUGAUCAUUUUUCUUUGUCGGUGAACAAAGGAGAACGGGUGUCAGCUGAGCUGGUCCUUCAGAAGCCGUUAGACCGAGAGAAGCAGCCUGUCAUUAGACUCACGCUCACUGCUGUUGAUGGAGGGACGCCUCCUAAGUCCGGAACGUCACAGCUUAUUAUAAAUGUUUUAGAUGUGAACGACAACGUGCCGAUAUUUGAUAAACCUUUGUAUAAAACAAGCCUGAUAGAAAACGCGCCGCUUGGUGCCACUGUAAUAACGGUCUCUGCAACAGAUAACGACCAAGGCCCUAACGCAGAGAUCUCCUACUCACUCAGUAGCAAAGAUCAAGAUGAGGUUCUGGACAUAUUUCACAUUGAUCAGCAGACGGGAUUACUGACAGUUAAAGGAAACGUUAAUUUUGAAGAACACCCUGCUUUUGAAAUCCGCGUUCAGGCCACUGAUAAAGGCUAUCCUCCGAUGACGUCACAGUGCAAGGUGCUGAUAGAAGUAGUGGAUUUAAAUGACAACACUCCUGAGAUAUCCGUGACUACACUUGUUAACACCGUGAGAGAAGACGCAAAGGCGGGCACCGCCAUCGCGCUUGUGUCGGUUCAAGAUAAGGACGGAGGAAAAAACGGAGAAGUUCACUGUCAGAUUAAAAAUGAAAGUCCGUUCAAAUUAGAAACAAAUUACAGGAAUUAUUACUCAUUGGUGGUGGAUGGGGAGUUGGACAGAGAGACGAAUUCUUAUUAUAAUGUCACCAUUUUUGCGACGGAUGGAGGAACUCCUUCUCUCACCAGCACAAAGGAUUUUACUGUUUAUAUUUCUGAUGUAAACGACAACUUCCCGCGCUUUUCAGCCUCUGUCAUUAAUGUUUAUUUGAAGGAGAACACCCCUGUUGGAACUGUUUUAACAACGUUCACAGCGACAGAUGCUGACACUGAUCAGAAUGCGCAGUUCAGGUAUUCGGUUAUAGAAAGUAACUCUGCACCUCUUUCAGCAAUGGUGAACAUCAACUCAGAGACUGGAGAAAUAUUCACCCUGCAGUCUUUUAACUAUGAGGAGCUGAAAACAUUUCAGUUUAAAGUUCAGGCCACAGACUCUGGUGUUCCUCCACUCAGCAGCAACGUGACUGUUAACGUUUUAAUCCUGGAUGAAAAUGACAACAAUCCAACAAUUCUGGCUCCUUAUUCUGAGCUGGGUUCUGUUAACAGUGAGACCAUCCCCUAUUCUGCUGAAGCAGGAUACUUUGUAGCAAAGAUCAGGGCUGUGGACGCAGAUUCUGGAUACAAUGCGCUGCUUUCUUAUCACCUGACGGAGCCCAAAGGAAACAACCUGUUCAGGAUCGGAACCAGCACCGGGGAGAUCAGGACUAAGAGGAGGAUGAGCGACAACGACCUGAAGAGUCACCCCUUGGUGGUGCUGGUUUCUGAUAACGGAGAGCCUUCUCUGUCAGCUACUGUGUCUAUUGAUGUGGUGGUGGUUGAAAGCACAGCUGACAUCCAGACUCAGUUCAGAAACGUGCCUCUAAAGGAGGACAGCUUCUCGGAUCUGAACCUGUAUCUGCUGAUCGCCAUCGUGUCGGUGUCGGUCGUCUUUCUGCUGAGUCUGAUCAGUCUAAUAGCUGUCAGAUGCCACAGGACAGACGGUGGUUUCAGCAGGUACAGCGCCCCGAUGAUCACCACCCACCCUGACGGGAGCUGGUCUUACUCUAAAGCUACUCAGCAGUAUGACGUGUGUUUCAGCUCAGACACACUGAAGAGUGACGUAGUGGUUUUCCCCGCCCCGUUCCCGCCUGUAGAUGCUGAACUGAUCAGUAUUAAUGGAGGAGACACUUUUACCAGAACUCAGACCUUACCUAACAAAGACAAGGUGAGAACAAGUUUCUGUUUUGAUUCAAUAGUAUAAACUUGGAUCAUAAUAUAUAUCGCAGAUUUUUUUUAAAUGUAUGUAUUUCUAUGCGGUGAAUGAUGUUGUGUCUUCGAAAAUGUUCAAAGCUGCUCAAGUCAGUUUGAAUGUGAUCAGAAUAUUUAUCCUGUUGAUGUUAGGUAUACUUGAAGCUUCGUCUUAUACAUGAUUUUUCUAAAAGUUUAUUGCUCAACUUGAAGUCCAGCGUUCUUCAUUCCGUUUGAUUUUUUUUCUUUCAGUUGCUCAUUGUUGCGGUUGCCCAAAUCAUUGUGUUGGAACGGAACCUUAAUUACCUAAAUAUUGUUAACAUUUUCGUGUGUGUGUGUGUGUGUGUGUGUGUGUGUGUGUGUGUGUGUGUGUGUGUGUGUGUGUGUGCGCGUGUGUGCGUGUGCGUGUGCGUGUGUGUGUGUGUUUGUGUGUGUGUGGUGGGAUAUAAAUUAAUGUUCAUUUGUUUAAAAUACGUAUCAGAAAAUGAAGAAGAAAUACGUCUAAGCACAGGCAAAUAGGAGGGGGGAAUUCAGUGGUUUUAACUAAUCAGCCCUAAAGAAAUUUCCUAGCUGCAGAUAAUUUCUGGUGGGAAAAAAACAAGUUAACAAAUCCGAAAAUAUUCAACAGAAAAAAAAUUGUCGUCAGCAUGCUUCAUUUAAAAAAAUAAUAAAAUAAGCAAUGUUAUGCUUAAGCGUGCCUCUGUCCUUGGUGCUUAAAACUAGUUGCUUAGGGUGUGAGAAUGUGUUGUUUUACUGGUUUCUUUGGUCUCUUUUUUUAACGUUGUGUUCGUUGUAACAUGAUAUCCUUCCACAGGUAAAAUGGGUAAACAAUAUGUAGACAUGUUUUUCUUCUAAAUAAUAA
Messenger RNA from Nothobranchius furzeri (turquoise killifish), 4050 nucleotides. RefSeq names its product protocadherin alpha-8. Gene Ontology annotation, biological process: homophilic cell-cell adhesion. Gene Ontology annotation, cellular component: plasma membrane. Gene Ontology annotation, molecular function: calcium ion binding. NCBI's taxonomy places the organism in Eukaryota, Metazoa, Chordata, Actinopteri, Cyprinodontiformes, Nothobranchiidae. The record is from RefSeq and is a predicted model, not a curated record.